ACUCCGCCUCGAACGUUGACUGUCUCGCCGAUGAGUGACAAGAAACGGCCCUUGGAAUUUGGUGCAGAAGCAUCCAACAGCAAGAAGUUGAAAAGUGAUAAUAAUGGCACCAAAACCCCCUCAGCAACGCUUUCAGCGGAAGAGAUUGCCCGAAAACGAGCAGAGCUUGCUGCGAAAGUUGCUGCGAUGCGAAACAACGCAUUGGGAACUGGAGCAGGACCAAUUCAACUCCCUGCACCAAUACCCAAACUGCCCACAACCUUACCCAAGGGUUCUACGGCAUCGCCUUCAGUUUCAGGAGGACAGACACCUGUGGCAGGCUCACCUGCUCCUGCCGGUGGUCUCAUGAUGCAAGACCUUGCCAAACGUGUAGCAGAGGCUAAGAGGAAAGUUGCAGAAUAUCAAAGUAAAUCUGCCGUCAAGGAUAACCCGUAUAUGUCAAUGCCGCAGACAGGGAAGAACAAGAAUCGACUGCCUGAGCCUGCUCAACAAGGCUCUGGGUUGAAAAUGACCGCUCAUCCUUUACUACUCGACCAGACAACCCCAGCACCACAGUCCAAAAAAGAUCGUUAUAAACCGAUGCAACCUAAAUUUGCCUCAAUCAAGGCAAACACGAGAAACGCCCCCACACCUACCCCGCCACCGCCGCCUGUAGCGGUUGUUGAAUCUUCUAAUCCCUAUUCGUUUGAACCGUCGUCGUCUAAGGACACCGGUUUUUUGGGUGCUCCCCGCGAACGUGCUGGUAGAGGGUUCCGUUUCAAUCCGAAGGGCAAGUACGCUGCCAUGGGCAAUGAAAUGCGUCGAGAACAACAGCUAGAGGCUCUUAAGCAACGUAUCGCGGAAAGUGCCAGGAAAGCAGGGUUGGAUGGCGACAUGGGAAUCGAAAGAGGAAUCAAGCGACCGCCACCGCCAGAGGCGGAAUGGUGGGAUGCCCCCUUACUUCCAAACAAGAACUAUGACGACCUGGACACGAUGGGAAUGGAGAAUCUGAAUAUUAAGUCAGCAGAUUCUCCCAUCACAAUCUACAUUCAACAUCCGAUUCCCAUCCCAGCUCCAGGAGACAAGAACAAAGUCGCCCUCAAGCCGCUCAUGUUGACCAAGAAAGAACAGAAGAAAAUGAGGAAGUUGAAGAGAGCGGCAGAACUGCAGGAUAAACGGGAUAAGAUCAAGAUGGGCCUGUUACCCCCUGAUCCACCCAAAGUCCGUUUGGCCAACCUCAUGAAAGUUCUCACAUCCGAUGCCGUUCAAGAUCCAACGAGAGUCGAAGCCAAAGUGAGAAGGGAAGUCGCUAUGCGGAAACACACACACGAGAAAAUGAAUACCGAGAGAAAGUUGACUGACGAGCAGAGGAGGGAGAAGUUGGAAAACAAAAAGGUCGAGGAGGAAAAGAAGGGGAUAUAUGGAGCUGUUUACAAAGUCAAGAAGCUGACAGAUCCCUCUCAUCAAUUCAAAGUUCGAAAGAACGCCGAACAGCUCAAUCUCACUGGAGUGUGUAUUUUCAAUCCGAACUUCAGCAUGGUAUAUGUCGAAGGGGCUGCGAAGUUCAUUCGGAAUUAUAGACGACUCAUGACCGUCCGUAUCGCAUGGACGGAGGCCGCACGACCGCGUGAAGGAGAGGACGUAGAGAUUGAUAAUGACGCUGAAGAAGGCGACGAAGUGCAUGCAGGGGGUAGUAGUAGUGCAGUCGAUGUGGAGAACAGCAACGAUCAGGCAGCGGGGGGUCUGGAAGGCAACAGAUGUGAUCUGAUAUGGGAAGGACUCUUGAAACAUCGCGAGUUCAACACCUUCAAGGCUCGAAGUUGCCCUACCGAUGGUGCGGCCAAGGAACUUCUCGGGGAGCGAUUGAAAGGAUAUUGGGACCAAGCCAAGAACUGGAAGCCGGAGGAAGAAGAGCUGUUUUGAAUGUUUACCCUUGAUCAAGAUUUGUUCUCUGUCCACUCAUGAUAGUGCCUAUCUCUAUCUUUCCUCGCAAAAGAA
Messenger RNA from Marasmius oreades (fairy-ring Marasmius), 1977 nucleotides. RefSeq lists its product as uncharacterized. The transcript has 9 exons. Gene Ontology annotation, cellular component: U4/U6 x U5 tri-snRNP complex. The record is from RefSeq and is a predicted model, not a curated record. The coding region runs from base 31 to 1902 and encodes 623 amino acids. Gene Ontology annotation, biological process: mRNA splicing, via spliceosome. NCBI's taxonomy places the organism in Eukaryota, Fungi, Basidiomycota, Agaricomycetes, Agaricales, Marasmiaceae.